AUGACAACUACAACUAAUACCUCUGCUUCAGGCAGCUUUUCUGAAAAUAACGUCAUUGUUGUAUUGGGAGCUCAGUGGGGAGAUGAGGGAAAGGGAAAGUUGGUUGAUAUUAUUGGACAGGAAGCUGAAGUUUGCGCAAGAUUUGCGGGCGGCAAUAAUGCUGGACAUACAAUUGUCGUGAAUGGAAACAAGUACCACUUUCAUUUGCUUCCUUCCGGCUUGACCAAUCCCAAGUGCAUAUCGAUUAUCGGAUCGGGCGUAGUCGUGCAUUUGCCAGCAUUCUUUAAAGAAAUCGAAGCGCUCGAAUCACAAGGUCUCAGUGUGUCCGAUCGCCUCUUUCUCUCCGAUCGCGCUCACUUGGUUUUCGACUUUCAUCAAAUCGUAGAUGGUUUGAAGGAAGUCGAACUAGGAAAGUCUUCUAUCGGAACUACGAAAAGAGGCAUAGGUCCUGCUUAUUCCAAUAAAGCAUCGCGUUCAGGUCUGCGAGUGCACCAUUUGUUUAAUAGUGAAGAUUUUGCAACAAAAUUUAGAAAAUUGGUUGAAAAUAGGAGGAAGAGGUAUGGAUUUUUUGAAUAUGAUGUCGAGCAAGAGAUUGAGCGAUACAAGAACUAUGCAGAACGUCUAAAGCCCUACGUUAUCGACACUAUAACCUUUAUGCAUCGGUCCUUGGCUUCUCAGAAACGUAUUCUUAUUGAAGGAGCCAAUGCAUUGAUGCUUGAUCUCGAUUUUGGCACAUAUCCCUUUGUUACCUCAUCCUCCACAACCAUUGGUGGUGUGUUGACUGGUCUUGGCAUUCCUCCGCAAAGUAUCGGGAAAAUUAUAGGCGUUGUAAAAGCCUAUACAACUCGAGUUGGCGGGGGCCCGUUCCCUACAGAACUGCACGACAAAAUCGGGGAGCACUUUCAGCAAGUUGGAAAGGAAUGGGGUGUUACAACAGGUAGAAAGAGAAGAUGUGGAUGGUUGGAUUUGGUUAUGAUGAAGUACUCAGCCAUGAUUAAUGGAUAUAAUAGUUUGAACCUAACAAAAUUGGACAUAUUGAGCGGGUUGAACGAAGUUAAAAUUGCUAUUGAUUAUGAAGUCGAUGGAGUUCCAUUAGAGAGCUUUCCUGCUGACUUGGGCGUGCUCUCAAAGGUAACCGUAACAUAUGAGACCCUCCCCGGUUGGUCAGAAGAUAUUUCCACAUGCCGAUCAUUUGAUGAUCUUCCUCUCAACGCACGGAAUUAUAUUAAUCUCAUUGAAACGCGUUUGAAUGUCCCGGUUGAGUGGAUUGGUGUCGGGCCAGGAAGAGAGGACAUGAUUGUUAAGAAAAUAAACAAGAUAUAA
Molecule: messenger RNA, 1323 nt
Organism: Paraglomus brasilianum
Lineage: Eukaryota; Fungi; Glomeromycota; Glomeromycetes; Paraglomerales; Paraglomeraceae
Source: the annotation of a GenBank genome assembly